AUGGAAGAAGAAGACCUUGCAAAGAGAUGGGAAAGACUGAACCUGUCCUCGACAGAAAGUGAAGUGCUAAAAAUUCCAUCUGCUAGGUCUGAAAAGAAUUUCUUACGUAGAAAACAUUGUAUAGUUGGGAGUGUCAUGUCUGAUAAAGGUAUAAACCAUGAAGCUUUCAGAUCAACAAUGUCGCAAGUUUGGAGAUUGGAGGGAUGGGUAAAGUUCAAAGAUUUAGGAGAACACAAAUUCCUAAUCGAAUUUCAACUUCUGGUUGAUAAAGAAAAAGUGCUAGGAGGACGACCAUGGUUCUUCGAUAGAAAUCUGGUGGCAUUUUUAGAAAUGGACGAGGAUGAUUCUUUAAAUGCCACUAGAUUUCAAUUCGAACCAUUCUGGGUCCAACUUCACAGUCUGCCGUGGGGAGCAAUGACUGAAGAAGUAGGGAUUCAUUUGGGUUCCUCGGUUGGCCAUGUCAUUAGAGUGGAUGCUGACUCCGAUGGGGUUGCAUGGGGGAAAUGCAUGAGAGUAAGAGUUGCUGUCGACUUACACAAACCCCUUCUACGUGGAAAGUGGAUGGAACUUAAUAAUAGAAAACACUGGAUCUCUGUGAAGUACGAAAGGCUGCAGGCGUUCUGUUUUCAAUGUGGCAUUAUUGCUCAUAAAGGCAAAAACUGCACACUGCAGAGGGAUCAUUCACAAAGCCCAGAGGCAAAGCCUUUGCAGUUCGGACCAUGGCUCAGGGCACAACCACUGAACUCUAAGAUUUUUGAGGCUAGACAAUAUGGGGGUACAUUUGGUGGUAGGAACCAACAGCAAAGACAGCAAUCCGAAGAAGUCAGGGGUAGGGAUAAGGAAGCUAGCAGUGAGAAGGACAUAAGGAUAGAAGAAGCUUUAGCCUCAGUGGAAGUUCUUCAGAACCCAAGCUAUCAAGUUUUGGUAAACAACGCUAAAAGGGGUAACCAAUAUAAAGAGGAUGCUAUUCUUUCUAUUUCUGGAAACUCUUCAAAGACAGAUUCCCUAAUUGCUCCUAUGAAUGAGGAUAAGUCUAGCCUAAUAGUGGAAGUGCCUAACAGUAUUGGGGUUAUGACCAGACAGAGAGGGGCCACCUGGAAAAGAAAAGCAAGAGAGGUUUUUCCUUCUAACCCUAUGGAUACGGAUUUAAAUAGCAAAGGCAACAGGAAAAGAAGCUUGACUGGACAAUCGGAGUUACCUUUAAAAAACAAGAAGGCCAAAGGUAGAAAAGACCCUGAUGUUAAUAAUGACAGUAUAAACCAGGUGGAGGCUGCUAGGCAGCCCCACCAACAGAAAUGA
Messenger RNA from Carya illinoinensis, 1299 nucleotides. RefSeq lists its product as uncharacterized. Bases 1 to 1299 code for a protein of 432 amino acids. Lineage: Eukaryota; Viridiplantae; Streptophyta; Magnoliopsida; Fagales; Juglandaceae. The record is from RefSeq and is a predicted model, not a curated record. The transcript has a single exon.